AUGACGGUGCCGGAGGAGGCGCGGGACAGGGUAGCAAGUCCAGGCGCACAAGGGCCUGGUGGUGACAGAUGGCUGCUGUCAUCACGGGCGGUGCCCAUGGGGGCGGCCAACGACUCCUCGGGGAGGGGCACGCCGUGGGCUCUGGGGCAGCCACUCUUGCUUGCAACCACUCUCUUAGAAGAAACCGGCUCGUUUAAAGAGAAGCGAUCAGUGAAAGCACUUGCAGAUUACAUCAGGCAACAAAAAAGUGACCCCAUUCAGGAGCUUCAUAUCUUGGCAGAAGCCAACACUCUUGACCGCAGCAAAAGAAAUAUCAUUGGAUAUUUUGAGCAGAAGGAUUCAGAAAACUAUAGAGUUUUUGAAAGAGUAGCAAAUAUUUUGCAUGAUGAUUGUGCCUUCCUAGCUGCAUUUGGAGCUGUCUCAAAACCGGAAAGAUACAGUGGAGACAACAUCAUCUAUAAGCCACCAGGGCAUUCUGCUCCAGAUAUGGUGUACUUGGGAUCUAUGACAAAUUUUGAUGGGACUUACAACUGGAUUCAAGAUAAAUGCGUUCCUCUUGUCAGAGAAAUAACAUUUGAAAAUGGAGAGGAACUGACAGAAGAAGCACUGCCUUUUCUCAUACUGUUCCACAUGAAAGAAGAUACAGAAAGUUUAGAAAUAUUCCAGAAUGAAGUAGCCCGACAAUUAAUAAGUGAAAAAGGUACAAUAAACUUUUUACGUGCUGACUGUGACAAAUUCAGACAUCCUCUUCUGCACACACAGAAAACUCCAGCAGAUUGCCCGGUAAUAGCUAUCGACAGCUUUAGGCAUAUGUAUGUGUUUGGAGACUUCAGGGAUGUAUUAAUUCCUGGAAAACUCAAGCAGUUUGUAUUUGACUUACAUUCUGGAAAACUACACAGAGAAUUCCAUCAUGGUCCUGACCCAACUGAUACAGCCCCAGGAGAGGAAGUCCAGGAUGUAGCAAGCAGCCCGCCUGAGAGCUCCUUCCAGAAACUGGCGCCCAGUGAAUAUAGGUACACUCUGUUGCGGGAUCGAGACGAGCUUUAAAACUGGGAAAAACAAUUUGCAAGCCUUUCAAACAGCAGCAUCAACUUACAUGGUGGAAAUAGUAAACCUAUAUUUUCAUAAUUCUAUGUGUAUUUUUAUUUUGAAUAAACGGAAAGAAGUUUAAAAAAA
Messenger RNA from Dama dama (fallow deer), 1176 nucleotides. Its product is annotated as endoplasmic reticulum resident protein 44-like. The transcript is spliced from 2 exons. The record is from RefSeq and is a predicted model, not a curated record. The coding region runs from base 1 to 1047 and encodes 348 amino acids. NCBI's taxonomy places the organism in Eukaryota, Metazoa, Chordata, Mammalia, Artiodactyla, Cervidae.